This is a messenger RNA of Fonsecaea multimorphosa CBS 102226, 4020 nucleotides long. RefSeq lists its product as uncharacterized. Bases 1 to 4020 code for a protein of 1339 amino acids. The transcript has a single exon. NCBI's taxonomy places the organism in Eukaryota, Fungi, Ascomycota, Eurotiomycetes, Chaetothyriales, Herpotrichiellaceae. The record is from RefSeq and is a predicted model, not a curated record.
AUGCGGCUCCAACUCCUCAUCCAGCGGCACUCUCUCCCGCCCGUGACCAUCAUCCACACAACAGGCAGUGGCCCCGCCUCACAUACCAAGUCCCGCUCCGCAACGAUCGCCGACCUUCUCGCCGACGUCAAUGACCUCGUUCCCCUAGAGUCCGCGGACGGCGAAUGGGGUCUUGAAGACUACGCCGUCGAAGUCGCUGCCACGGCGGACCAACACUUGACGUACGAGUGCUUGCAUUAUCAAACCCUGCACAGUGUUUUAAGAGAAGAUGAUGAAGUGGUGAUUAGGGCGCUGAGCACUGAGGAUCUGAGGGUUAGGAGGUUAGGUGGACGGCAUCAGAUCACGGGCGACGGCAGACAUUUGAUUGAUGGUGUGGCAUUCGGUAGACAGUGGUUGAGGAAGACUGCCAGACCGGGUAUUGUCAUUCCACCGAGGAAGAAGAGGAGGCUCCUAUUCGACGAGGACACCGAUGUUUCGAACAAGGAAAAUGAGAAGCGCAUUCUCCCUGCUGCUGAUGAGGAGGAGAAGGACGAUCACAUGGGUGCUUUGGUGCCAUUUGCGAAUCAAGAAGGAGAGGAUGACGAUGACGAUGACGAUUAUGUGGAUGAAGAUGAUGCCGACAUUGACGAGCCACAAUCCCAAGUCACUGUCAGAGAGGAUUUUGAUGACGCCGAUGCUGACUCGGAAGACGAAUUCGAGCUGAAUGGUGGAAAUGCAGACGAGCAUCUUUCCUCAGAGCUCAAGCACCUGCUUGAAGAUGCUGCUGCGAUUGAACAAGCUGCCAACAUGUCUAUUGCGUUACAAGUCCUUGACAGAAAGCUGAAAAGAAAACGAGACAUCAAGGACGACGGCGAAGCGCACGAAAACGAGACCUUUGAAGGGUUCUCCAGUCCCAUACACAGUUCACCUGCCAAGGUCCAUGGUUUACCCAAUGGCCAAGGAGGCGGUAGAGCUGACCUGGGUGAUGAUGGCGAUGCCAGCUCGGACCGUAUGAUGAGGGAGAUCGCACAUCGACAAGCAGAAAAUAGUUUGAGAAACGUUGUCGAGGAUGACUCCGAUGAUUCAGAUGAUCCAGAUGUAACCUCGAGCUCCGAUGUCACAUCUUCCGACUCUGAUGCCGAUAGCAUGAUGGAAGAGAUUGCCAUUCAGCAAGCCAAGAAGCGAGUUUUGAACCUCAUCAGAGAUGAUGAUGUUGACGACACAUCACCGAGCUUUCUUCCAGAGAACGAUGAGAGUGAUGGCGACAUCUCCUCUACCUCGGAAUCCGAGUCAGAAUCUGUGGAAAGCACUUCGUCAGAAUCUGCAACCUCGUCUGAUUCCGAGUCCGAAUCUGAAUCCGAAUCAGAUGUCGAAGAGACGAAGGCAGCCACGUCAAUCGCAGCACUCCAGACAAAUUCAGAUCCAGGAAAGCCGGCAAAGCCAUCGGUAGGCAUUCCUUUCCAGGGAACAAACAAGACGCACUAUAACAAUGUCAGGGCAAAAAGAAGGAAGCGGCUAAAUGAGCUCAAGAAGCAAGGAUUUCUCCCCGAGAAUGCGGGCUUCGAGGAGCUCGCGAAGUACGAGUCUGCACAGCAACAGAAGAUGGUAGCAGAACAGAUGGUGGCUGUCGAGCAACAAGCUGACGGCCCGAUCCAAGAAGAUAUCCCAGAAGUGAACAGUGCUGAAGAAUCAAUGGCCAUGCCAGCCGUGAAUGAGGCCGAGAAGGAAAAUGUGAACCCUGCCAAUGACGCCGGGUCUGUCAUAACCAGUGGCACUUCCAUCGAACCCAGAUCUGCUGAGGUCAAGCCACUCGGGGCCUCUCAGAUCGAGCCCGUGAUGGCCGUGGAAUCGGCUCCAAAGCGAGCCAGGCUCGAUGUGGCCAGUACUCGUCGUCUUGUUUUCGGAUCCUUAGGUUUGAGGGCGCCAAAGAACGCCGAAGAGAGACAAGCACUGAGGGAGAAGUUGUCACAAACCCAUCGGCAACCAAUACAGCAAAAGAGGCUUGGGGACAGCAGUGCUUUUGAAUCUCCCGAACGCCAGCCAGUUGUGGAAAAUGAUGACGGUUCUUGGAAGAACAAAUUGAUCGUAGCCGCGGUUGAAUGUGAAGAGCCUGGGGCUUCCUUGCCCCCGCCACCAUUUCCCUUCGAGCAAGGGUGGGCAAGACCAGCCAAGAUCAAGCGAAAACUACGGGAUCAAAGCCAGUAUUAUCAGAGCAGAAAUGACCGGUGGCGCGAGAAAGAAGAAACAGCCUCUGCACCUGAUGUUUCAACCCUGGACUACGAUGAGGUCUCCGCUCAUGUUUCAGGUAGCAAUGCUGUGUCGACUCUUGACGGAAAUUCAGAGGAUGUGCCAGUCCAGGAUAUUGACGGACUUCCAGAGCUUGAGCAGGCAAUGAUCCUGCCAGGGGCCACUGUUGCCUAUAAAGAAUUGCACGUCGAUGCGUCAACAAAUUAUCAACCAGAAGUGUCUCAAUACAGAAUUGGUCAGGUGUCGCAAGUGGAUGAAGACGGCACUGUGCACCUUCGGCUGACGAAGAACUCGAUGGCCGCAGAUUCGAAAGGCAAAAUCGAUCCACAAACAGGUCAAAAAGUCUACGGCAAAUUCGAGCUGGCGAAUGAAGAUCUAGAUGAAGGAGUUGACAACGGUAUUCGCGAGAUUUCAAUCUCGGACAUGAUCUCUGCGAAACUGGUCAGACCCUCUGUGAUCGAAGUGCCCGAUAGCAACCAUGUUAGCGGGAUAAGGGGCGGCGGAGCACCCACAUCGUCGAGCGACGACCAAUUCGCUGUCAUUCCCGAGUCAGCCGAACAAGAUAUGCAAGUAAAAGCAGCAGAAAAGCCCAGUGCAGCCGCGCAGACGAUCGAUACCCCUCGCAAAGAAGAGAUCAAUGGGAUAAUCAAGGAGGCUGGUUUCAACUCGGCCCUAGAUGAAGAACUACUUCAACCCAUGUCCAACCCUGCUAGCGAGGACGCCCACGCGACCUCCAGCCCCGGGGAAGCAAUGACUGAAUCGCAAGGCCAAUAUCCUCACAGAUUUCGUCCAAGAUCAUCUGGUGUCGAUUCGUCUUUGCCGGGUAUGAACACCUCAUCAGAUGUAGACACCAAUGCCAAUCACGAUGAAGGCCCUGGCGGUGGUGAUGCCACAUGGAGCUCCCAGCUCCCUACAACCUCGUCGCCAUACAUGCCGACUCAGGAAACUGUUGACUAUCCUCAUAUCUCUCAAAUGGACAUCAACUCUUCGGCACCGACGCGCACCACCGAAAGCAGCACGCAUCAAGAUGCACAAAAGCAGUCACCAGCUCCGGCUCUUGACCUAUCCUCCAUUGCCUCUGGCCCAGAGAAGGCUUCAAACACGGAUUCAUAUGGGAAGAAAAGUGAAAUAGAUGCUGAAAACCGUGAGGAUGAAAACCCGGUCCAUUCAGAGGACGUGCCCGACCCGCUGGCAUCCGAGGUACCAGAGUCUCAAUCCCAAAAGACUUCGAUGCCUUCUCAAAACAAAGAGGCAGGCACCGAAGAGACUGCAGACAGAAGUUCUUUUUUAGGAGGACUUGGGUACGAUGGUCAAGACUCCUCGUACCAUGACUCCGGGGUUAGUGAUGAUGAGAGCGACCUGCCAUCCCUAAGUGAACUCAUAUCCAGCCAGAGAAAUCGCAGGAGGACCCGAUCACUCUCCAAGAAAGUUUCUCCCCCAGCGCCAUCCAGGAAGUCUCUUCGCAAUGUGACGAAAAGGACAGGGAAAAGCCCGGCUCUAUCAGACAGCCCUGAUCUUCCAGCUCUAAGUCAGACUGACAUCAAGCAGUCGCAAAGUCAGAGACAGUCAAGACUGUCCGAGAUUCCUUUGGGUUCACCCGUGGUUGACCUGACUUACUCGAGCGAUCCACGAGGCCUCAUCGAUACGGAUGAUGACAGUGUCCCAAAUUACGGCCAGAAGAAGACUAAGUCCGAAGUCAACGGUCGAAGCAAAAGUGCAAAAAAUGGCAAGCAGGAUAGCGGGAUCGGGACGAGAAGACUGCUAACCACCAAGAAGGUUAGAAACUAUUAUUGA